AUGGGAGCCCCAGCGCCCGCGCUCGGCUUGCUGCUGGCUUGCGUCUGGCUGCCCCGGGGUGAGCCGGCAGGAGAGUCCCUGCUGGUGCAGCGUCUCUGAGAGAGGAGUGUGGACUCAGGGAGAUCGGGGCUGGGGUCACUUUUAGGGGAACGGGCCUGGGCAGUUGGAAAGAUGGAGAAAGGGAGAAGCUGCAGCACCCACACCACCCGGCAGUGCAGAGCCAGCCCGGGAACCCAGACUUGUUUCUCAUCUAGCCACAGCCACCAGGAGGCGACCGUUGCCACAGGGGCUGAUACAACAGUGAUGGGAGGCCAGGAGGCUGAAGCCCUGGACUCCCUGGCCAAGUCUUCCUGGGAAAGGCGGCUCCAUCGGGCUAAGUGUGCACCGUCGUACUUGUUCUCCUGCUUCAAUGGGGGUGAGUGUGUGCACCCGGCCUUCUGUGACUGCAGACGCUUCAAUGCCACCGGACCACGCUGCCAGAUGGUGUACAAUGCCGGCCCUGAGCGGGAUAGCAUCUGCCGGGCGUGGGGACAGCACCACGUGGAGACAUUUGACGGCCUCUACUACUACCUCUCUGGCAAGAGCAGCUACACAUUGGUGGGGCGCCACGAACCCGAGGGGCAGAGCUUCUCCAUCCAGCUCUCCCCUACAGGGAAGCUAACAGACGACGUGGCCGAGUUUGUGCACAGCUGGCAGGAGCAGGCCCCCAACCAGCCUCCAGGGCCCACAACCUCCUCCCCGCCUCGCCCACCAUGCCUACAGCAGAGCCUGGGAGCCAUGCAGGGUGUGUACGAGCGGUGUGAGGUGCUGCUGCGGCCCCCCUUUGAUGCCUGCCACGCCUACGUCAGCCCUCUGCCCUUCAUGGCCAGCUGUACCAGCGAUCUCUGCCAAUCAGUGGGCGAUGAAGCCACCUGGUGCCGGGCACUGGCGGAGUAUUCCCGGGCGUGUGCCCAGGCGGGGCAGCCCCUCCAGGGCUGGAGGACGCAGUUCCGGCAAUGCACUGUGCACUGCAAAGAGAAGGCCUUUACCUACAAUGAGUGCAUCGCAUGCUGCCCUGCCUCCUGCCAACCCCGGGUGUCCUGCGUGGACAGUGAGAUCGCCUGUGUGGACGGCUGCUACUGCCCCAAUGGGCUGAUCUUUGAGGACGGAGUCUGCGUGGCACCAUCUGAGUGUCCCUGUGAGUUCCACGGGACCCUGUACCCGCCUGGCUCUGAGGUGAAGGAAGACUGCAAUGCCUGCACAUGCACUGCGGGCAAGUGGGUGUGUAGCACAGCUGUGUGCCCAGCUGAGUGCUCAGUCACUGGCGACAUCCACUUCACAACCUUUGAUGGCCGCCGGUACACGUUCCCUGCCACGUGUCAGUACAUCCUGGCCAAGAGCCGUUCCUCGGGCACCUUCACAGUGACAUUGCAGAAUGCCCCGUGUGGCCUGAACCAGGAUGGAGCCUGUGUCCAGUCGGUGUCAGUGAUUCUGCACCAGGACCCUCGGAAGCAGGUGACGCUGACCCAGGCAGGGGAUGUUCUUCUGUUUGACCAGUACAAGAUCACUCCACCCUACACAGACGACGCCUUUGAGAUCCGGAGGGUGUCCUCCGUGUUCCUGAGAGUGAGGACCAACAUGGGAGUGCGGGUGCUCUACGACCGCGAGGGGCUGCGGCUCUACCUGCAGGUGGACCAGCGAUGGGCAGAGGAUACCGUCGGCCUCUGUGGCACCUUCAACGGCAACACGCAGGACGACUUCCUGUCCCCAGUGGGUGUACCCGAGAGUACCCCACAACUCUUUGGCAAUUCUUGGAAAACACUAUCUGCCUGCUCCCCACUGGUCUCUGGCUCCCCAUUGGACCCCUGCGAUGUGCACCUGCAAGCUGCUGCCUACGCAGUGCAGUCCUGCAGCGUGCUCACAGGGGAGCUGUUCGCACCCUGCUCUGCAUACCUGAGCCCCCUGCCCUACUUCGAGCAGUGCCGGCGGGACACCUGCCGCUGCGGACAACCCUGCCUGUGUGCCACGCUGGCCCACUACGCCCGCCUAUGCCAGCGCCACGGGCUCCCUGUUGACUUCCGUGCCCACCUGCCAGCCUGUGCACUGUCCUGUGAGGCCACCAAGGAGUAUAGCCCUUGUGUGGCCCCGUGUGGACAAACCUGCCAGGACCUGGCCCAUCCUGAGGCCUGUGUGGUUGAUGGUAGCAGUGACCUCAGCAGAGACGAGUGUGUGGAGGGCUGUGCCUGCCCACCAGACACCUAUCUGGACACCCAGGCUGACCUCUGUGUCCCCAGGAACCAGUGCUCCUGCCACUUCCAAGGAGUGGACUAUCCCCCCGGAGACAGCGACAUCCCAUCCCUGGGCCACUGCCACUGCAAAGAUGGAGUCAUGAGCUGUGACAGCAGAGCCCCAGCUGCUGCCUGCCCUGUGGGCCAGGUCCCUGUGAACUGCAGCCACCUGCAUGCUGACCCUGAGCUGAGCAGAGAGAGGACAUGCGAGCAGCAGCUGCUGAACCUGAGUGUGCCAGCCCAAGGCCCCUGCCUCUCAGGCUGCGCCUGUCCCCAGGGCCUGCUCAGACAUGGGGAUGCAUGUUUCCUGCCAGAGGAGUGCCCAUGCACUUGGAAGGGGAAGGAGUAUUUCCCUGGAGACCAGGUGAUGUCUCCCUGCCAUUCCUGCAUGUGCCAGCAGGGCUCGUUCCAGUGCACCCUCCACCCAUGCGCCUCCACCUGCACUGCCUAUGGUGACCGACAUUACCACACCUUUGAUGGGCUCCUGUUUGACUUUGUGGGGGCAUGCAAAGUGCACCUGGUCAAGAGCACAUCAGACUUGAGCUUCUCUGUGAUUGUAGAAAAUGUAAACUGCUACAGCUCUGGCAUCAUCUGCAGGAAAUUUAUUUCCAUCAACGUUGGGAACUCACUCAUCAUCUUUGAUGACGACUCAGGAAAUCCUAGUCCCGAGAGCUUCCUGGAUGAGAAGCAGGAGGUACACACAUGGCGAGCAGGGUUUUUCACGCUGGUGCAUUUCCCACGGGAGCACAUCACCCUCUUGUGGGACCAGAGAACCACAGUGCACGUCCAGGCUGGGCCUCAGUGGCAGGGACAGCUGGCAGGUCUCUGCGGGAACUUUGACUUAAAAACCAUAAAUGAGAUGAGGACCCCAGAGAACCUAGAAUUAACCAACCCCCAGGAGUUCGGCAGCAGUUGGGCUGCAGUCGAGUGCCCAGAUACCCUCGACCCUCGGGACACAUGUGUCCUGAAUCCUCUCCGAGAGCCAUUUGCCAAGAAAGAGUGCAGCAUCCUGCUCAGUGAGGUGUUUGAGACCUGCCACCCUGUGGUCGAUGUCACUUGGUUUUACUCAAACUGCCUGAUGGACACAUGUGGGUGCAGCCGGGGUGGUGACUGUGAGUGCUUCUGUGCCAGCGUGUCCGCCUAUGCCCACCAGUGCUGCCAGCAUGGGGUGGCCAUUGACUGGCGGACCCCGCGCCUCUGCCCGUAUGACUGUGACUUCUUUAACAAAGCACUGGGUAAGGGUCCCUACCAGCUGUCCAGCUUGGCAGCCGGUGGUGCCCUCGUGGCCGUGAAGGCGGUGGGUGAUGACAUAGUCCUAGUGAGGACAGAUGAUGUGGCGCCAGGGGACAUCGUGAGCUUCCUGCUGACAGCUGCUCUGUACAAGGCCAAGGCCCACGACUUAGAUGUGGUGUCCCUGGAGGCAGCAGACAGACCCAACUUCUUCCUCCAUGUCACGGCCAACGGAUCUGUGGAGCUGGCCAAGUGGCAGGACAGCGAUGCCUUCCGCCAUCAUGCCUCCUUCUCAUUGCACCGGGGGACAUGGCGGGCGGGCCUGGUGGCCCUGGAGUCCCUGGCGAAGCUGGGCUCCUUCCUUUACGCGCAGGGCCCUGCGCUGGCCCUGCGGCAGUACGAGCACACGGAGGCGUUCCGCCGGGGCACGCUCUUCCGCCUUCUGGAUGCCAAGCCCUUGCGGGCUGCCUACCCCAUCUGCGAGUGGCGCUAUGAUGCCUGUGCUAGUCCCUGCUUCCAAACCUGCCAGGACCCACGGGCAGCCAGUUGCCGGGACGUGCCCAGGGUAGAAGGCUGUGUCCCUGUGUGCCCCUCUCCCAAAGUCCUGGAUGAAGUCACACAGAGAUGUGUCUACUUGGAGGACUGUGUGGAGCCAGUGGUUUUGGUUUCCGCAGAGGCCCUUGGCAAUGAGACCCUGCCUCCCAGUCAAGUGCUGCCCACCUACAGUGACAAGGAGCCGCAGCUUUUGCAGGAGAUUCCCAAGGCCCCCACUCACAGACCAGCCCUUGCCCCAGCUGCCCCACUCGCCACAGCCCUGAACCCAACGAUGGCAGCCACUGAGAGCCCAGUGCUGCCUCCAGGCCCGCCCCAGGCCACCCUGCAACAGCCACUGGGACUCACCGUAUCCAACCUCCCUGCCCACCCCACAGAGGCCUCAGCCGGCAAGGGAGUGACUGCCAGCUUCCUGGCCACCCCCAACACCCUGGAGUCCUCAUUCCUACCCCUUUCGCUGCAGACACCCAUACCUGGCACUGUGCCAGGUACCGUGGAGACAACCAGGGUGACUGUGUCCUUUGCAGGGAGCCCCAACAUCACAGUCUCCUCCCGGUCACCCCCCGCACCUCGCAUACCACUCAUGACCAAAGCUGUGACAGUCCCAGGCCACGGCUCCUUGCCUGUCAGGACGACAUCCCUACAGCACCCCUUGUCUGCAAGUCCCUCCUCCAGGCCUGUGGCUUCCCCUGGAGUGACUUCCAGGUCCCCCACCUCCUCGGGAUCCCACAAGGCUUUGCUGACACCUGCAGUAACUAAGGUCACAAACAAGACAGGGAUCCCCGAGCUCCCCCAGGCCCAGAGUGUUUCAAGUCCCAGCAGCCCCGCAACUGUGGCUAGAACAGCAGCAGAACAGAUUCCCCUCAGUCCUCUUGCAACCCGGAGAGUGGAGAUGGUACCACCCACAGAGAGGGAUGAGCCUGGGCAUGGCCAGCCCAUGGGCCUGCCUGCAGCCACACUUCCGAGCCCACUCCCCACGGCACUGUCCCGUCCAGCCCGGCACACCACCACAGCCACCAGGCCUCCAGCCCUGCCCUCAGGGACCCCGGCUGCCACAAGCCUGUCCACAAUUGCUCACGGGCUGGGGGCCACACCCUUUGUGUCUCUGGAGUCAACUUGGCCAUCCCAGCUCCUCUCUGGCCUGCCUCCUGACACCAGCCUGCCCCUGGCCAAGGUGGGCACGUCUGCCCCAGUGGCCACACCCGGACCCAAAGGCUCUGUCAUCAGCCCUGCACUCCAGCAACACACCAUGUCUCUGGCCGUGGCCAUGACGACACCUGCUCAGACAUUCAGCCCAGCACUGCCUCUUAGCCCAGCCAUGGUGGCCCAGGAGCACCCACCCAGUCACACAGCUCCCCAGGCAACAGGCACAGCUCCAGGCCUGCCUCUUGGAGCCACGUCACCAACCUCUGAAGUCGUGGCGGUGGCUGAGGGGGUGGCCUCCAUGGUGUCUGUUGCCCCACGAAAGAGCACCACACAGAAAAUGGCCGUACUAUCCAAGCAGGUGUCUCCACCCACCUCCAUCUCUGACUCUGCCCAGGGCAGGCCUGCAGAGCUCACGCCAGCUGUGACUCACAGCCCAGCACCCCCAGUAACUGAGGCUGAGGGUCCCUGGGCCAGCACAGGGCCACCAGUGCCCACAUCCUAUCCCCUGAGCCGUGUCUCAGCCAGGACAGCCUCCCGAGAGAGCUCUCUGGUCCUUCUGCCUCAUCUGGCUGACACCCAGGGAACGUCGGCAGGACCUCGGCCCCCAGUAGAGCCAGCGGGCAAGGCCACCACCGUGCAGUCUGGGCGCUCAGCCCCGACCCCGAGCGUCGCAGAGGGUUCCGCCGAGGCCUUGGCAACCACCACAGAAGCCAAUGCAUCUCACACCUGUGUCCCAAUCGCCGAACAGGACUGUGUCCGCCACAUCUGCCUGGAGGGCCAGCUGAUCCGUGUGAACCAGUCCCAGCACUGUCCCCAGGGUGCUGCACCCCCUCCCUGUGGGGUCCUGGGCCUCGCUGUGCGGGUGGGAGGGGACCGCUGCUGCCCCCUCUGGGAGUGUGCCUGCCGAUGCUCAGUCUUCCCUGACCUGAGCUUCGUGACCUUCGAUGGGAGCCAUGUAGCCCUGUUCAAGGAGGCCAUCUACAUCCUCAGCCAGAACCCAGAUGAAAUGGUCACUGUCCAUGUCCUCGACUGCAAAAGUGCCAACCUGGGGCACCUGAACUGGCCCCCAUUCUGUUUGGCGAUGCUGAAUGUGACACACCUGGCCCAUCAGGUCAUCAUUGACCGCUUCAACCGGAAG
Molecule: messenger RNA, 6333 nt
Organism: Galeopterus variegatus (Sunda flying lemur)
Lineage: Eukaryota; Metazoa; Chordata; Mammalia; Dermoptera; Cynocephalidae
Gene: OTOG
Product: otogelin
Biological process (GO): L-arabinose metabolic process
Cellular component (GO): extracellular matrix
Molecular function (GO): protein binding; alpha-L-arabinofuranosidase activity
Source: RefSeq, a predicted model, not a curated record